Bufo gargarizans (Asiatic toad) is the source of this 3348-nucleotide messenger RNA. It is a transcript of the gene NAF1, whose product is annotated as nuclear assembly factor 1 ribonucleoprotein. Gene Ontology annotation, biological process: box H/ACA snoRNP assembly; ribosome biogenesis; pseudouridine synthesis. Gene Ontology annotation, molecular function: RNA binding. The coding region runs from base 110 to 1636 and encodes 508 amino acids. Lineage: Eukaryota; Metazoa; Chordata; Amphibia; Anura; Bufonidae. The record is from RefSeq and is a predicted model, not a curated record. The transcript is spliced from 9 exons. Gene Ontology annotation, cellular component: sno(s)RNA-containing ribonucleoprotein complex.
UGAGCACAAGGAGGUUUGGAACGCAAAUCCGGACAGCGUGUGGUGCACGCUGGUUAUCAGUGAAUUUGUUGGUGCUGCUAUGCAGGAGCAGUAGGGCGGACUGAAUACUAUGGAAGCCCAGGAGGAAAUACCUGGAGAAACUGCACAUGUAUUGGAAAACAACAAUAACCUUGAAGAAGAUGUACAGGCCUCACAGAUAACGGAGUUGGAUACUCCUGACAAGACACCAGUACUUUUAUGUAACAAUGGUAUCGUACAUAGUAUCUCAGGAAAGGCCCAAGAUGAAUCCAGAGAAGAAGGUCCUUCAAAUGAUAAUGUUGGAGUACAGAGCUUGCCCCUAGCAACUGAAGAGGAUACACCAACUGUUCUGAUUCAGUCUUUGCCUUGUACUCUGCCACAACAGGAAGCUAAGGAGGUAGCUGAACAGCUGGAAGGCUUACAUUUCCAAAACCAUACUAUGGGUGAUUAUAUCGGAGAGACGGACUCUCUCCAAGUAAAUAAUUGCCUGCCUAUUUCUGGUAAAAUAGAGGCAGAGGAUGUUUAUGCCAAUGAAGAAAGUUCUUCAGAAGACUCCUCUUCAGACAGUGACUCGGAUUCAUCAUCCUCCUCUUCUACGUCAUCAUCUUCUCUGUCUUCAUUGAUCCAACUUGAUGAUGAACCACUAGAAAACAAUGACGUUCCUUUGAAGACUAAAGAUGAGCUACUUGUGGAUGAGUUACCAGCAGUUGAAGAAUUAUCCAUUAGCCUGCCAGACCACGUUGAAUUAAAGCCAUUUGGAACAGUUUCAAGUAUUAUCGAACAAUUGGUGAUUAUUGAGUCUUUGCGUGAUAUUCUACCGUUAAAUGAGGAGACUGUCGUUUUUAAAGAGGAUCGAGGCGUUGUUGGCAAGAUAUUUGAGAUAUUUGGACCUGUACCACAUCCGUUUUAUGUCGUUCGAUUUAAUUCUAAAGAUCAUAUUGAAUCUAUCGGAGUCCAGAUGAAAGAUGCCUUGUAUUUUGCUCCAUCUGUAAAGGAUUUUACACAGUAUAUAAUCCCUGAUGCAUUAAAAAGAGAUAGAGGUUCUGAUGCUUCAUGGACUAAUGACCAAGAGCCACCUCCAGAUGUAGUAGACUAUAGCGAUGACGAGAAGGAACGAGACGCAAAACAGAAGAAGAAAGCUCAGAAUUUAGGAAAAAAGAAGCAGAAAUCAGAUCCAGACAAACCAGCAACGAAUGCCCAGGUAUCUCAUCGGUUUUCUGGUGCUCAGACAUUUUCAAGACGUUAUGAAAGAAAUGGUUCUACGCCGCAUUUCUCUCGCGGACGGGGUUCACAUACGCAAGAAAAUAAUUAUGGACAACACCACCAACCAUAUUACCCUUCUGGCUUUCUAGGACAGCAUAUGAUGCCGCAGUCGUAUACUUACCACAAUCCUAAUUCUCAAGAAUACACUAUGCCAAUGGCAAAUAACGGUUACCACGCCCCUAUGCCAAAUUUCUAUGGACAGUAUGCUAAUAUGCAGGCAUUUCCGCCUCCGCCUCCUGAUGUUAAUUGGCCUGCAUAUGCGUAUAUGCAAAACUCGCCCUUGUACAAUCUGCCGCCGCCGCCACCACCACCACCACCACCUGCUCCUCCAAAUUCAGGAGAGCCUAGCUAUUAAAGUAUUAUUUUGGCCUUUCCAGAUAUAAAAUAUUAUUUUGAUGGUGAUUUUCAGUCUACGUUCAAAAUGUUAAUGUGAAAUUGCUGAAGCCUUUAAUGUACUGUAAGGAAAUGUUUUGUAUAUGAAAAACAUGUUGAAUGACGUAAUAGAAGACCAAUAAUUCUACAGUGACAUAUCUACAGAUUUUUAGGAAUUUAUUUUUAGACAGACGCAUCAUAUAUAGUAUUUUGUAGCAAGGCUUGUUUUGUAUAAAAGUUGAUAUUUUUAACAGUGUUGAAUAAUUGACUUUUGCAUUUGUAAAAGGAUGACUAAAUCUUUUAUUUUCUAAUCUUUAUUCUGUGUAGUGUUAUCAGAUAUUUAAAUCAUUAUUAUAAACUUUAAAUAUCCUCUUUAACAAAGCAAUUCAAAGUAUAUUACGAAUGUAAAUAUUUGUACUAGAAUUUUUUCUUUAUAAAAAUGUUCUGUUAGCAGUUCGUAUGUUUUUUUUUUUUUAUCAUAAACUAUGAAGAGAAAGCAUUUUUAUUUUUAAUUCAGGCAGGCAAAUGUUAAAGGAGAUUUUGGUUAUAGGUUGCUCAUAAAUAUAGAAGACUCUACUCGUGUAGCAUGUUGUUCUUUUCCAGUGUGGGCUGCUGAGGUUAAAGGGAUCCGGUCAGUUGGAAAAUGCAAUCCAGUCUCUAGGCAGCAUGUUAUAGAGCAGGAUGAACUGUGCUAGUUUUGUGGGAAAAGAUUCAGUAUAACUUUAUUAAUCUAAAUUCUGGUCUUGGGCGUCAAGUGGGCCGUCCUACUCUGAUGUCUGUGUAUGCACACUUAAACAGGAAAGACGAUCAGUAACUCAUUAGGACAGCCCACUGGACUCCUAUUAAAUGACAAAUUAUACAGAAUUUUUCACCACAAAACUGUUUUUCCUUGCAAAAUCAUGUGGCUAUUGGCCAGCAAGUGUGAGUGACGCUUUAGCAGCAUAAGGAUGCUGCAACCUGUUACUGUACCUGAACUUUUUUUUUUUACCUGUUGAUCAUCCCUUAAAGAAGCACUCCCACAAAGAUUUUUAUUCUGACAUGUUAGAAAGGUACAUGAUGUAAAUUGUAGUAAAGGUAAUCUUUUACUAGUGACUGUAUUUGUAAUUUAUAACCUCCCUUCUGAUUCUCAGCUGUGUCCUUUGACAAACUUUCUGAUGUCCAAAUGACAGUCAGUGACAUCUCUAUUCAUUCCUGUGAGACUGACAUUGAGACUCCCAUAUGAUUACAUAGAGAAACUGGCUUUCUGUCUACACAUAAGAUGCUGUGUUAUUUGGAAAGUUAGAGUGCUAGUCACAUGACAUAGCUGAUGAUCAGACGGGAGGUUAUAACUCACAAAUACAGUCUCUGGUAAUAAAAUUACCAUCACUACAGUUUACAACAUGUAACUUUUCUAACGGAUUAGAGAAUAAAAACAUUUUUGCCUGAGUACUUAAAGUAAAUCGCUAUCAAAGGAUUUGUAAAUUCUCACAGAUCUCGAAGUUUACAACUUUUUCUAUACAGAAAAUUUAAUAACACUUUCACAGUUGCCAGCCAUUAGCAAUUUUCUAUUUCUCAAACGGCCUUCUGUUUUUGGAUUACCUCCACUGCUAACUUUAGCAUUUUAAUUGCUUGAAAUAAGUUACUGCUUAAGGGGUUGUCCGGGAAUUAAGAAAAUUAAAAUAUUUAGAUAUUACGUUAUGAUAAAUAUAUUCCCAA